CCUGACCAGCCCCACAAGUAGUCUAAAAGACCCGCUAAGGCUGACCGCCCAGCCUGCUGAUUGGCCCCUUGCUUUAACUGUUCCUGAAGCUUCAAUUCACAUCUCUUUCUAUCUUUCUAUCCAUCUCUUCUGCUCCUCUUCCGUUUCUCAUCGGACGGCCGUUCCUCCAAGGCACUUCAAUCUCCCUCUUACCCUCCCAUCAGGGGGGCGUUCUCUCGGUCUGUCCAUUCGCUGAUUCUUCUGUGCCAUUCCCUCUCUUCUUUGGCCUCCCAUCAAGCCCAUGCAUCCCGAUCCCUCCUGGGAUAUCGCCGCCCAUUACGGGACCACCAUGCCAGCGCGAGCCACAGAACCUGCCGCCUUUGCUGCGGCCACAGCAGGCUGGAAGAAGCGGAAACUGGAUGCCGUUUACCAUGAGCAUCCAGCAUUACCAGACGAAACCACUUUCUCUCCAUCACCUGUACAACAUAAUCUCUAUUCUCCACUUCACGUCGAUUAUCGAACUGAAGAUGAGAUGAUGAAGUCGAAUCCAGCGUUUCUUGCAACAGAUGCAAUGAUGCAUCCUCGCCCCCGCAUUCAGCCCUCCCUCACGAAAAAGCGACGCCUAUUGCAUCAGCAGCAACAGCAACCACAACAACCACAGUACAUCCAGCAACCUCAACCUCGAUUAUAUGCCCUUAAUACGAAUCUCAAAACCCCCUCGAGACUCUACUCGCCGGAGAUCUCACCUAAGACUAUCCCUUCCUCUAUGGACCAACAUCAGUAUCCCACCCAGGUGGCUGCUGCCUCUGUCCUCCGUCCCUGCCACAUCUGUCACCGACGACCGACAACGCGUGAGGUACUCGACGCAUAUGCGACUUGUGAACUUUGUGGCGAGCGAGCGUGUUACAUUUGCCUAAGGGAGUGCAGCGCGGUGGAUUGCCGGGGCGCGGGCUCGACCCCUUCCAUUGCUGUCCCGUCUCUGUAUGGACCGGAUGCCAUGAUUGAUGACACCGAUGAUGUUCCCCCUGCAAGUGGUUGGAGACAGACCGAUUGGAGGUAUCCGCAGGCAGCAGAUGUCGGGAAGAGAAGGAAAGUGUGCUCAUGGUGUGCGGUCGAGGGGUUGACUGACGGUGGCAUGGAAGUCGUACAUUGUCUGGACUGUGUCCGGCGGGUGACAUGACUUUGAUACCGCGGGUCAUUCAACAAUUGGAGCGACUAUCUCAGGAGGAAGAACAUAGUUUUUCGGGGAGGUUUACACGGAAUCAGCACAAACACGACUGGAAGGACAGGACACGUCGUUUUCUCCCAUCAUUUCUAUUAUCACUUUCCUACAGUCUCAUGUCAUAUUAUACCCACACCCUGUAUAUCCUGUCAGAUUAUACCCGCAUCGUUCCAAUGGAAGAGUAUAAUGAAACGGAUUCUAUGAUAUUCCAGAGUUAAUUUA
This is a messenger RNA of Paecilomyces variotii, 1423 nucleotides long. RefSeq lists its product as hypothetical. The transcript has 2 exons. Bases 281 to 1159 code for a protein of 292 amino acids. NCBI's taxonomy places the organism in Eukaryota, Fungi, Ascomycota, Eurotiomycetes, Eurotiales, Thermoascaceae. The record is from RefSeq and is a predicted model, not a curated record.